Molecule: messenger RNA, 2198 nt
Organism: Eruca vesicaria subsp. sativa (arugula)
Lineage: Eukaryota; Viridiplantae; Streptophyta; Magnoliopsida; Brassicales; Brassicaceae
Source: the annotation of a GenBank genome assembly
AAAAAAACGCACAGAAGAAACUAGAAGAGAGAUUGAUGAUUAAGAGAAGGGAGGUGUUUCUUUACUAAUUUAGAUGCAUGAGGUUAGCUUCCCGUUGGAUCUUUCUAUCUUCACUCGCCUGAUACCGACUCUAUUCUUCCUCGCCGUCGGUGUCUUUUACUUCCUCAAAAACACCGCCGCUAAGUACUUCGAUAUCGGCGGUGCCGCCGCCGGCGGUUUCGACAGGGAAACCGUUGCUGCCGGUGCAGAGGAUUGCUCUGUCUGUGGGAACUUCUGCACCACGAAAUGCUCUCGCUGCAAAUCUGAUCGAUACUGCUCAGCAGAGUGUCAGGCAUCAGAUUGGAGUUCAGGUCAUCAAAGGAAGUGCAGGGACAUUGGGAUUACUACCUUAACACCAUCUUCCAGAAAUGGCCUGAGGUUCAGAGCUUCAACGUUCGGGGAUCACAACAAGAUCAGCGUCAAACCAGGAGAAGUUCUUUUCCCAUAUGAAGAGUUUGUUAGAUAUUUUAACUGGGAGAAUGAAGAAUUGGCUCCAUGUGGGCUCAUGAACUGUGGAAACAGUUGUUUUGCGAAUGUGAUUCUACAAUGCCUGUCCUGGACACGUCCUCUUGUUGCAUACCUACUAGAGAGAGGCCACAGGAGUGAAUGUAUGCGUGAUGACUGGUGCUUCUUCUGUGAAUUUGAAACUCAUGUUGAGAGAGCAAGCCAAAGCCAGCUCCCUUUUUCACCGGUGAACAUCAUCUCACGGUUAACUAAUAUUGGUGGUACCCUUGGGUAUGGGAGACAAGAGGAUGCUCAUGAGUUCAUGAGGUAUGCAAUCGAUACGAUGCAGUCUGCUUGUCUAGACGAAUACGGUGGAGAAAAAAUGGUGCCUCCUCGCUCUCAAGAAACAACACUUGUUCAGUAUAUAUUUGGCGGUCUCCUCCAAUCACAGGUUCAGUGUACUGUUUGCAAUAAUGUCUCUGAGCAAUACGAGAAUAUGAUGGAUUUAACGGUUGAGAUUCAUGGAGAUGCUGUGUCUCUUGAAGAAUGUCUUGAUCAGUUUACAGCCAAAGAGUGGCUUCAGGGUGAUAACAUGUAUAAAUGUGAUAGGUGUAGUGACUAUGUAAAGGCAUGUAAGCGUCUUACAAUCCGGCGCCCUCCAAAUAUUCUUACUAUUGCCUUAAAAAGAUUUAAGGGAGGAAGAUAUGGAAAACUGAACAAAAGAAUUAGUUUUCCUGAAACAUUGGAUCUUACACCUUACAUGAGCCAAGGCGGAGAAGGAUCAGAUGUGUACACACUCUAUGCAGUGAUUGUCCAUCUAGACAUGUUGAAUGCAUCUUUCUUCGGCCAUUACAUAUGCUACAUUAAGGACUUUAGCGGAAACUGGUAUAGAAUAGAUGAUUCCGAGAUAGAAAGUGUGGAACUGGAAGAUGUUCUUUCUCAAAGAGCUUAUAUGCUUCUCUACAGCAGGAUUCAAGCCCGGUCAUCAGCAUCAUGUGCGAGUCUCAGGUCAGAAGUUCAAGAGGAGAAGGAAACAGACACAUUGGUCACAAAAUCUUGCCAACAAGAGUUAGUUGAGAGUUCAAUGGUGGAAGCUAUUGACACCAGUAGCAACGGCCAUGCCACCAUUGAAGACCUUGAAGGCGAACAAGAAUCAUCAUCAUCAUCAUUGUCGUCGUCAUCAUCAACUUCAUCAUCUUCGUCACCAUCUAUAGUGACCUCUGAAUGUUAUGCAGAGGAUGAAAGGGCUGAUACAUCGGAUUUUGAUUCAAACCCUUGGAUUGAUGAUGACUUUGCAACAGAUCAUCAAGAGGCUGUAACAAAUGGGAAGAUGGAUCGAGAGGUAAAAAACAAGGCUGUCGAUUCUCGUUCAGACGCUACAACUUCAGUUCCAUCGGUUUGUUCAAAACCCCAACAUCCGGUGAGAGAUACAGACACUAAGAUGAUCGAUGCUCAAUAAUGUGGAAUGUUACAUCAUUUUGGAAUCAACAGAGCUUCUAGUUUAAGUAGUAAUGCAGAUAACAAUAAUACCACUCAAUGACUUAUGGUGCAAAAGGUUGAUUAUAAUAUAUAUAGAGAGAGUUUUUAAUGUUCUUACUGCUGAGUUUCCAAAUUGUUUACCAUACAAGACACAUAAUCAUCAAGUAAAUAAAUAUUUUGCUUGCCUAAACACUAAACAGAGACUUCUGACUCUUACCUAACUAGUUCAUAACUAA